Messenger RNA from Alosa sapidissima (American shad), 2064 nucleotides. RefSeq names its product MAGUK p55 subfamily member 4-like. Gene Ontology annotation, cellular component: adherens junction; plasma membrane. The coding region runs from base 52 to 1986 and encodes 644 amino acids. The transcript is spliced from 22 exons. The record is from RefSeq and is a predicted model, not a curated record. Lineage: Eukaryota; Metazoa; Chordata; Actinopteri; Clupeiformes; Clupeidae. Gene Ontology annotation, molecular function: protein binding.
GUGGUUGGCAAUAUAGGUCUUUGACCAACGACCUAGAAGACAACAAAAACAAUGUCCUACUUUAAUCAUUUCAGUAUAGUGAGGGCUAUGAAACAGAGACCAGAGGCCAUGGCCAUGUCUCAGAGAGGCCAGCAGGACAACGGUCUGACUCAGGUGUUGGCUGAUGUGUUAGCGGAGGUGAGGCUCUCUAUCAGCAGAGACAUUAGUGGUGCAGACCUGCUUCACAGCCUGCUCAGUGCACCCUGGCUUCGGUCGCUACUUAGGGUAUAUGAGUGCCUGUUGCAGCAGAAGAAUGCAAAGUGUGUGUUAACCCCUUACUUGCCUUACUCAUCCGGUCUCUCCCAGGAGGUGAUGGCCAAUUUAAGAGAGGUCACCACCCCUACACCAGAGAUUCUGGAGCUUUACCGCCUACUGGAGAAGCCUCACGUCCAGGCCCUGUUGCUCACUCACGACACGGUGGCCAAGAAGGACUAUGAUCCUGUGCUGCCCCCUGUCCCUGCCGACCUGCCUAGCGAUGAGGAGGCCAUGAGGAUUGUGUGUAUGGUCAAGAACAAGCAGCCCCUGGGAGCCACUAUCAAGAAGGACCUUAAGACCAAGGAAAUCCUCGUGGCCAGAGUCAUCCAUGGAGGCCUAGCUGACCGCAGUGGUCUCCUGAACCCAGGUGAUAAGCUGGUUGAGGUGAAUGGGAGGCCUAUGAGGGGACUGGAGCCAGAACAGGUCAUCCAGAUCCUGACGAACUCACGAGGAACUAUAAUGUUCAAAGUCAUCCCCAACUUAACUCAGCCAGACAACCAGCAAGCCACGGUGUUUGUGCGGGCUAUGGCAGACUAUGCUCCUGCUCUUGACCGCACUAUUCCGUGUCCGGAUGCAGGGAUGGCUUUCCAUAAGGGAGAGCUGCUGGAGAUCGUGGACCAGACCGACGCCCUCUGGUGGCAGGCCAGGAAACUGGACAGCUCAGCCGCCUGCGCAGGACUCAUACCGUCCACUAAUUCUCUCAAGAAGAGACUGAGGGAGGUGUGGUUCUCUGAGCCACCUCAAGGACACUCCUGCAUCAAACCCUUGGACUCGUUUGAUGACGACGAUGACGACGACUUAGGGGUCAUUGAUCUCAAGUUUGACGACACAGAUGAGGACGCUGUUGAAACUGACGAGCUCUCAGAAGAGGAGGCUGAGAAUGACUACACAAGGGAUGGUAUUUACAUAGCUGGGUUCCGGCGCAGCAUUCGCUUGUGGAGGCGGAGGACUCAGAGCAAGCGGCGUCAGUCGUGUCACUCAUGUUGCCCUACUAACAGCCAUGGCUCGCUAGCCAAUCCCUACGAAGAGGUGGUCACCUUUCAGAGGAACCCCGAAGACCCACCCCGCCUCAUUGCCCUGAUAGGUCCAUCUGGAGUAGGAGUGAAUGAGCUGCGUAAACGGAUCAUCAAAAUCAACCCCAUGAAGUUUCAAGGGGCUGUUCCUCACACAACUCGACCCCUGAAGCGGUCAGAAGAGGCUGGGAGAGAGUAUCACUUCAUCAGCAGGGAGCUGUUUGAGUACAUGGCCUGCAACCACAGGUUUCUGGAGUACGGAGAGUACAAAGGUCAUUUCUAUGGUACCAGUGUGGACGCCAUCAAGGAGGUGAUUGACAGCGGGAAAGUGUGUGUCAUCGACAUCGAGCCACAUAGUAUCCCGUCCAUCAGGACCAAGCGGUUGCAGCCCUUCAUCAUCUUCGUCCGGCCUCCUAGUCUUGAGCGCCUGAGACAGACGAGGAGGAGCGCCAAGAUCUUCACCCUCUACCAGAUGGAGCGCAGCUUCAGGGAUGAGGACUUCCGUGAGAUGGAGCAGACAUCGGGGCGUUUGGAGACGCUGUACGGUCACUACUUUGACCGUGUGCUGGUGAACGAGGACCUGCGAGAGACCUGCCUCCAGCUCUUCAACCUGAUCCAGCAUGCUCAGGAGGACCAACAGUGGGUUCCUACAGCCUGGACACUACCUGACGAACCCUAACGGCCUGGACACUACCUGACGAACCCUAAUCCACGCACGCACACACGCACGCACGGCACGUACACAUGCACACAUGCA